AUGGAGACAGCAUCUCUGGAUGUUGCAAACCAGAAAAGACAUGCAAUUGGAGAUGAUUUGCAAGAGGAGGUCUAUCAAAAGAUCAAAGCAAUGAAAGAGAAGUACUUACCUGCAUUAAGUGAAACGCACCAAAAAAUUGCUGUUUUACUAGAGCAGGAAUCCCUGAAAAGAACAGAAAAAGAAGCUAGGAUUCGACAUAAGAAAGCUUUAGUCCAAUAUUCCGAGCUGCUUCACAAUUUGGAAAUAUCGAAGGUUAUGUUCGAUCACAUUGUAGACUUUCUUACUGUUUCUAAAAGUGAUAUAUUACCUAGUCACAAAGAGAAGUUGGACUCAUAUGAGAGGCAAAUAAUAAAGUUUUAUGAAGUAAUUAGGCCCAGGAAGUGGAUAUCAGAGUCAGAUGAUAAUCAGAUAAACCUUCAGUCGAAAUCAAUGAUGCCACAAGGUUGUGAGCCAAUAAUACCACAGAUUAAGCAGCAGGGGCAGCCAUUACAGCAACAAAUGCAGGAACAGCACGAUCAGCAACAGCAAUAUAUGCACCAUCUUGCUAAGAAGCAGCCACCUGCACAGAUAAAAACACAUGAACUGCCACAGCCGCAUCCAAUGAAUGACUCAAAUGACGUGAACAUGAGACAGGGAAUAGGUGUUAAUCCUGGGGUUAAUCUUCAACAAAUUCUCCCAACUAGCCAGCUUCCUAGUUAUUCACAUGAGCCAUUAAAAUCGGAUCCUCAAUUUCUUAUAUCUUCACCUCAGGCUCCAUAUGUCUCAUCUCCUUCAACCCUGUUGACUCCAUCUCCCGAACCUGGGAACUCUGGGAAACCCAUUUAUGGCAAUUCCUCUUUGUCAAAUAAUUGCAUAAAUAUUAGUCAGCAGGAAGCAACUAUUGAGCAAACAGGGUCUGAAUUCUCUACACUUGACAGUCCUGGUAACGAUAUGUUAGCAUUCCCUUUGCUUGCAGGGCUUACAAAUGCUAAUGACACUCAUGAUAGAUCCCAUGUUACUUGAAGCAUCGCAUGCAUCUUUUCUAACCUUGUUUGAUGACAACGACAAGGCAAGCCAUUGGUGAGGAUUUGGCCCCCAUGACAAAGCCUGGUCUGCAUGCAAGAAAUUUCUUUACAUAACUGGAGUUGAGAAAAUGGGAUGCUACAUGAGUGCCAUAUUAAAAGCAAUAAUGUUUGCACUUGUUAUGUCAACUACUUGAUAAAUUUCUCCAUGACCAGUUGCAAACAAUUUCUAAGCUUACACUUUGUUUCUUGUUUUUUUGGGUAAAGAAUGAGACACCCAUUGCUUAUGGCAUCCAUCUCU
Messenger RNA from Theobroma cacao (cacao), 1302 nucleotides. NCBI's taxonomy places the organism in Eukaryota, Viridiplantae, Streptophyta, Magnoliopsida, Malvales, Malvaceae. The record is from RefSeq and is a predicted model, not a curated record.